AUGGCCCUCCUUACCACCGCAGUCGCGUACCUCUCCCAACACAUCCCCUCCAUCCUACUAACAAUCCUCAUCAUCCACCUCACCCGCAACUACUUCACGCCCGGAGUAUCGCACAUCCCAGGCCCAUUCCUCGCCAAACUCACCAAUCUGUGGCGGUUUGUAGAUGUAGCGCGAGGCAAAGCGGAGAUCACACAUUAUCGGCUGCACCAGGAACAUGGCGAGUAUGUGCGGUUGGGACCGAAGGUCGUGAGUGUGUGGAAUGUGGAGGCGUUGAAGGUGAUUUAUGGGGUUAAUAGGGGGUAUAAGAAGACGGCAUUCUAUCGUGUCCAGCAACAACUUGCAAAGGGAAAGCCGACUAAAACACUGUUUACGUCCCUUGACGAGGACUUUCAUGCUAGGAUUAAACGACCCGUGUCGGCGGCUUAUUCGAUGAGUACGGUUGCCGAGUUCGAGCCGUUUGUGGAUAGUACGAUACGGACGUUUUUUGCGCGGUUGGAUGGGUUUGCGGCGAAGAGGAGUGUGUUUGAUAUUUCGACGUGGUUGCAGUAUUAUGCGUUCGAUGUCAUUGGUGAGAUGACGUUCAGCAAACAACUUGGGUUCUUGCAGCAGGGUCGUGAUGUGGAAGGUAUCAUCAAGUCGUUGGAGGAGUUGUUCGAUUAUGCGGGAAAGAUUGGUCAAAUGCCCUGGCUUGAUUAUGUCUUUGUCAAGAACCCUGUCUGGCAGCUUAUUCGGGGCGGGUCUACAGGAGCUGUUGCUCGUUUCGCCCGCGACCGCUUGCAUGAACGGCUGUCUCAGGAUGGCAGUAAGCGAGAUGAUUUCCCUGGUUGUCAGAAAGACUUCUUGACCCGCUUCUUGGAGGCGAAAUCUACUCACCCUGACGUGGUCGACGACGCCCAGGUAUUCUCAUAUACAGUCAGCAAUGUGAAUGCAGGCUCUGAUACCACUGCUAUCUCUCUCCGAGCGAUCCUAUACUAUACGUUGAAGAACCCCAGGGUAUUGAGCAAGCUGCAGGAGGAAUUGCAUAGCGCCGUCCAAGCUGGCCAAAUUACCGUUCCUGUAUCAUGGAAACAAAGCCAGGAACUCCCAUAUCUCGACGCUGUCAUCAAGGAGGCUCUUCGUCUGCAUCCACCCGUAGGACUCCUCUUGGAGAGGGUAGUCCCCGCAGAAGGCCUCCAAUUGCCAAACGGCCCCUUCCUCCCCGCUGGGACUGUUGUUGGAGUCAAUCCGUGGAUAAUCCAUCGCCACGCUAUUUUUGGCAAAGAGGUUGACAGGUUCGUCCCUGAGCGUUGGCUGCGGGGUAACGAUGAAUCAGAAGCGGAGUUUCAGAUACGAAGGCAGAAUAUGCUAGGGGCAACGCUGACGUUUGGGGCCGGCCCCCGAACCUGCAUUGGGAAGAACAUCAGUCUGUUGGAGAUAUAUAAGCUGAUACCAUCGUUGCUCUUGGCAUACAAGGUAUGUGCAUUGCCAUCGCCUCUUUUUCUGGCAAUUUGCGAUCCCUGGCUGACGGGUGGCUGUUACAGGUUGAAUUGA
Aspergillus luchuensis is the source of this 1530-nucleotide messenger RNA. Its product is annotated as cytochrome P450. NCBI's taxonomy places the organism in Eukaryota, Fungi, Ascomycota, Eurotiomycetes, Eurotiales, Aspergillaceae. The transcript has 4 exons. The record is from RefSeq and is a predicted model, not a curated record. The coding region runs from base 1 to 1530 and encodes 509 amino acids. Gene Ontology annotation, molecular function: oxidoreductase activity, acting on paired donors, with incorporation or reduction of molecular oxygen; heme binding; iron ion binding.